Molecule: messenger RNA, 7652 nt
Organism: Polistes canadensis
Lineage: Eukaryota; Metazoa; Arthropoda; Insecta; Hymenoptera; Vespidae
Product: latrophilin Cirl-like
Exons: 18
Coding region: 1774-5796 (1340 amino acids)
Biological process (GO): cell surface receptor signaling pathway; adenylate cyclase-activating G protein-coupled receptor signaling pathway
Cellular component (GO): membrane
Molecular function (GO): carbohydrate binding; G protein-coupled receptor activity
Source: RefSeq, a predicted model, not a curated record
GUAGUUCACGGAUUCGCGAUCGAUCAUUCUCGGCGAUUCCAAGCUUUGAGAGGGAGUGAAGAGGAGUAAAGAGGAAGGAAGAAGAGGAGCCCGCGUAUAGGAAAACGCGCGCAUACGCGACGCCGCGCCGCCGGUUCGUUGAAACUCCAAGGAUCCAGUCUCGAUCGGUCCACGGAUCCAACCGCGCCGUUCCGUUGCUCCACGUAUUUUGUCCUGGCCUCCUACUAAGUGCUAUCUAUCUGUGUUUUCAAAAACAAAAAAGAGAUAAACAACUUAUCAAGUGUCCGUUAGAUUUUAUUUACUUUAACUCCCUAUAUACGUUUUCGUUUUCGUUUAUCGUUUUCUUUGAUUAUUUCGUUUAAUCGUCCCCCGCAUUGUCGUCAUCGUUAUAGUUUUUCUUUACGCAAUUAUAGAAAAGGAAUGGAUAUUAAAAAAGUGACAGGUGCAUCAACGUCGUCGUCGUCGUCGUCAACAACAACAUUUGAACAUCAUCGUCGUCGUGGUCGAUCUUCCGAAGGGUUGAACGAUUUCGAAUAGCAUUUUUUCUCGAGGACUAUCCGUGGUCGCGAGAACACGCGUAUCCUUCAAUGGAGAUGAAAGGUUAGAAUGAGAGAGAGAGAGAGAGAGAGAGAGAAAGAGAGAGAGUGAGAGAGAGUGAGUGAGUGAUCGAAGAGAAGGAGGGAACGAAUGGAUGGAUAAAUCUCGUUACGAUUGAAACUCCGAGUAUCCGAAAGAGAAAAGGGGAAAAGAGAUAAAGAAAGAGAGAAACAGAAGGUAAAGGAGGGUCAUCGUGCGUAUUUAGAGAGGUGUGUAGAAUCAUCGUGUACAGGUGCUGUGUGUGCCUCGAAUCAGUGCUCUUUGGUAACAUCAUGAUCAUGCGACGCGAGUGCGAUCGAGUACUCUCGAGUGCUACCGAGUGCGUUUCGAGUGCGAGAUACUUCGGGAUUAUCGUAGAACCACGCGAACGGGCACGCGUACGAUCGCCAUUGAAGUUGAUAACAACAGGAAAAACAACAAGCAUGACGAUGACGACGAUAACAAUAGGAAAGACCACAUGUUUUCAGGAGUAGGACCUAUAUACACCGACAUAAUCAACGAACUCCUAGUGGCCGGACUUGGACUCCUAUAUAAAUACACGCAUACGUAUACAUGUGCAUUUACAUAUAUGUAUAUGUAUAUAGACAGCUGGGGAGGAAAAACGAAACGUAUUGGAGCGUUGGUAGAACGAUAGUCUGGCAACCUUACCGCGAACGGUAAACCUUUCGAUUGUAUAGUUGCAUCGACUACAACGCGUUGUUGUGCUCUGCCAGGGGCAAAUUAAUCCGGCGUUACGUACACGUGGACAUCAACCAUCAACGAACAGCACCUACCUACGUUUGUACGCGUGAGUUCAGAUCGCAUUCGAGCUACACCGGUAAUUACCGUGCGGUCUGCACGACCGGUCGUUUCCGGUCGAUCGACGAGACAAGCCGAGCUACCCUAACGACGAAUUCAUCGUACUUCAGGAUUACGAACAGUGCUUCGCAACGAUAUUUUUCUAUUGUUCUUUCUUUUUUCUUCAUUUUUACUAGUUACUUAUUUUAUGUCAUCGAGAUUUCUAAGAAAUUUUCAUAUUUUCACGAACGAUUGAGUGCAAAAGUGGAAGAACGAAGAUCUUAUUCGUUUAAUUCUCGAUAGAAAAUCAUCGAGUUUGGAUCCCGCGAAUUCUCUUGAAAGAUAAUCGCUAACGGCGUGGAAAAAUUACGCGUAGUCGGAGCACGAAAUCUGAGUGCCAUGGAGUGCCGCAAGGGUCGACGGAAAGGUCUGCUCGGUGGGUUGCUCCUUGCAUGGCUAUUAACCAGCAGUGGUCGUACAGUCGUCGCGCGAAAUAUAGAGAGGUACGACACCGCGUACGCCUGCGAAGGCAAAACGCUAUGGAUCGAGUGCGGCGAAGGAAAGCUGAUCCACCUGAUAAGAGCUAACUAUGGGAGGUUCUCGAUAACGAUAUGCAACGAACAUGGAAAUACAGACUGGAGUGUCAAUUGCAUGUCGCCAAAAACUUUUCGCGUUCUCAAUAACGAGUGUAACGACCAACAAAACUGCAGCAUCGUUGCAUCGACCUCACAAUUCGGUGAUCCUUGUCCCAACACGCACAAAUAUCUCGAGGCACAUUAUCGUUGUGUCUCUGCGACUACACCGACGACGACGUCUCGACCGAGUCCUCCGUGGUUCAUAACUUCGCAACCGAGCGUUUGGAGCACGGCUAAGCCAACCGUGAGACCUCCCUCGAGGAUUACGACACCGGCGGUUCAACAGCCACCGCAACCACCACCGGCACCAUCUACACCAGCUUUGCCAAUAACUACUCCACCAAGUCCAACCUCGACGAAGUCCUUCGACGAGAUGGAUAUCAUCAGAGAGGACAAAGAUUCAAUUCCUCCAUCGAACGGUGUCGCAGCAAACGGUGCAGCGAUUCCGCCAAUCGCACCAGAAACAAUGCAGCCCACAACUACAUCAACAUUUGCUCCAUGGAGAACUAGUCGUAAACCAGCUGUACCCAGCACUUAUUAUCCAGAGUCCAGUUCGAACGGACAAUGGUAUGAUUACGGAAGACAAGCUUGUCCACCGGUAAUAGCACGAAAUCUUUCAUGGAACGCGACUCGUGCUGGAGACGUUGCCGUCCAAAGUUGUCCAGGUGGUGCCAACGGCCUGGCUCGUUGGAGAUGUCUCGCAAAAGGUGAUUCCGCGAUUUGGCAUCGAGACACUCCAGAUUUAAGCGAGUGCCGUUCUGUUUGGUUGACGUCCUUGGAAAAUAGAGUGACUGAUGGUGACGUCAUUUUGGGUAUCAGUCGAGAACUUUCACAAGUAACGAACAAUAGCCGUGGUCUUUACGGUGGUGACAUGAUGAUCACUACAAAGAUCAUAAAGAACAUGGCUGAAAAAAUGGCACAAGGUAUUAGGACCUAUCAGGAUCCCAAUCAAAGCGAAGUCAGUGUUACGGAGCUUUUGCAAGGUGUUGUAAGAACAGGUAGCAAUCUUUUGAACGAAGCACAGAUGGCUUCUUGGAAGGAUCUCAGUCAUCAGGAACAAAUGAGAGUAGCGACCUCGUUGUUGAUAGGUCUAGAAGAAAAUGCAUUUCUUUUGGCUGAUACUUUGACACAAGAGAAGACGAUUACUCACGAUUGUAGAAAUAUACUGAUGGAAGUUCGUGUAUUGGACACACGCAACAUCGGUAACGAUCUCGAAGUCUUCCCAAAUAACCUUGCAGAAGGAAGAUGGACAGCAUCCACAGCUCAUGUCGAACUAACCCGAGGUGCACUUUUGGAAAACAGCGAAGCUGGGAUCGUUCGAUUGGUCUUCAUGGCCUUUAAUAGACUCGAAGAAAUUCUUCAACCGCAAGCUGAAUUACCGUCCGUCGUAACAAACGACGAUUCGCAAUCGUUACCGAAAAGGAACACGACUAGGUUAUUGAACAGUAAGAUUAUUUCUGCUUCGCUAGGAAAAGGUCGACACAUACAACUAUCGGAACCAGUAAGGAUAUACUUCAGGCAUUUGACAUUGGAAAAUGUCACCAAUCCUACUUGCGUCUUUUGGGAUUAUAUUUUGAGUGGUUGGUCAGAAGAAGGAUGCCAAAUAAAGAAAAGCAAUGACACGCACACAGUAUGCGAGUGCAACCACUUAACAAAUUUUGCUGUUCUCAUGGACGUUCAUGCAGUUAGACUGGACAUCGCUCAUCAAGUCGCUUUACAAAUCAUCACGUAUAUAGGCUGCAUCAUAUCUAUCGUCUGUCUAGUUUUAGCGAUACUUACUUUUCAAUUGUUUCGUGGGCUUAAGUCCGACAGAACAACAAUACACAAGAACCUGUGCGUCUGUCUGCUAAUAGCCGAAGUUUUGUUUAUUUGCGGAAUCGGACAAACGAAUCAGAGGAUCGUCUGUGGUAUCGUUGCUGGUUUAUUACACUUUUUUUUCCUAUGUGCAUUCGCCUGGAUGUUCCUCGAAGGAUUUCAAUUGUACGUUAUGCUGAUUGAAGUUUUCGAAGCAGAAAAGUCUAGACUCCGAUGGUAUUAUCUAGUUGCUUACGGGGCACCGUUGCUGGUAGUUGCGAUAUCCUGUAUAAUCGAUCCAUUCAGUUACGGUACCGAUCGAUACUGUUGGCUUCGAGCGGACAACUACUUCAUCUUCAGCUUUGUGGGACCCGUAAUACUCGUAAUCUUGGCAAAUCUCGUAUUCCUGUCGAUGGCGAUAUACAUGAUGUGCCGACACGCAAAUACGACGGUAGCCAUGAAGAGUAAAGAACAUUCACGUCUAGCUAGCGCAAGUGGAAAGGAAGAGAAUGCUCUUCCCAACAAAUUGCAAGCGCACUUAGCUUGGUUACGAGGUGCCAUCGUCCUAGUAUUUCUACUAGGAUUAACUUGGACUUUUGGACUACUCUACUUGAAUCAAGAAUCAGUGGUAAUGGCGUACAUCUUUACUGUACUUAACAGUCUUCAAGGCCUGUUCAUCUUCGUGUUCCACUGCGUUCAAAAUGAAAAGGUAAGAAAGGAGUACAGAAAGUUCAUCAGAAGACACUCGUGGCUACCAAAGUGUUUGAGAUGUUCGAAGACAGUAACGGGAAGUUCCGGGUCGUCCGGUACGAGUGGUGGUGGAGUCGGGCCUGGUGGAAACGGUGGAAAAGAAUUUGCCUCGCAUAACACAUCGUCGAAUCCAUCGGCACCAACAACGGACAGCUCAGGACUAUCGCCUCAUGCCGCCUCUAACUACUUGGUAUCCGGUCGAAGCUGGGCGAUAGUUGAUAGGCAGCCGGCAGUCGCUGUGCCAAGUGAAUCCUCUGGCACAGAGGCUCACAUCGUGGCAACCCUGCCGUACGCCCGUCACGCAUUCUUACCCUCAGCUCCUAAUAUCCCCAAAUCUGCCACCGCCACUUGGGGCCACCUUAACAAAAACCUCAUGUGGAAGAACAUUUCUUUUAAAUCGUACUCCCGGGACUCUGGACACGGUGGAUCCGAACAAGAAGACUCACCGAGGACGCAUAACACUUUAACUCUAGGCCAUUCGGGUCGCAAUCGAGAUCGAGAUCGAAACCGUAUCGUCGGCUCGAGCGAUGGCAGCGAGAUGAUGGGUGGCAAUGGAAGGACAGCUACGACAACGGCUACGACAUCAGUGGGAACUGGGCGACGUGCUGCCAUGCCAUAUAAUCAUACUUAUACGGAAAUCGUAGAUGGUAGAAAUGGUGGAAGUAACAUGCAUCACCAGAUGCAUGCUCAUCACGGCCAACAUGUACACCUACCAACGCAUCGCGGAGUUGGCAGCGUUGGUGGAAUAACCAACGAAGAUGAUCCUGUUUACGAAGAAAUCGAACGAGGCGGCGCAGGUGGAGCUGCCGGUGAGAUCCAAGUGUCAGACAUGUCUGAUGAGGAUGGUCGAAGACAAAGCGACAUGAGCAGACAAUCUUCGAGAAGCUACGGUGAUCAUAGGCCGCUUAUUCCAUAUUCACCUGCUAAUGAUCGCAACCUGCUCCAUUAUGGACAAACAAUGAGCAGCGAUCGUGUUGGUAACACUCAUUACGAUCCAACGGAAUACGGUCCAACCGUUGAAAGAACCUUAAAUGCCUGCUGGGAAAAACUACGAAGGCAGCAAGCAAGGUACGAGCUCGGUGAACUGCCACGACUUCCUGCAGGCUAUGGACUGCCACCUCAACAGGAUCACACGAGAACCGUCGCCGUUCUCGACGGCCACACCGUCGUCUGUCAUCUUCAACCCCAAACGGACAUGUAUACGGGACGCGGCAUGCCACCGCCGUCCUACAGCGAGUGUUAGGUCAAAGUUGGAUCGUCUCGUCCUCCGCCUCGUCCACCAUCCCCACGUUUUCGGGUAGAACUCUGCUCCUUUCGUAGGACUUACCCUUCGACUUCGAUCUCUCUCUGAUUUCACUGUAACGUCAGUAUAAACGUCUCUCUCUCUUUCUCUACUUUAUUCUUUCAUUUUCAAUUUCACUCUAACUCUCCCCCAAAUUUGUCGGGAAGGAAGAUUUUCUCUUGAUAAAAUAGGGAUAUUUCUUACCUGUGAAUUAAAACAAUUAAAAUGGGAAGAGAGAGACGAACGAAAGGUUAAAUUUCGGAGAAAAAUCGUGAAAACGAGAAGGGAGACGAUGACGGUCCUUCCAAGAAGAAACACGAAAGUCUAGAAAACGACGUUACUUCGCUUUUUUUUAGCGUGUUUAUAAGCACAUGAGUCGAUCGGCGAUACUUAACGCGAUGUUCGCGUAUAAAACUUCAAUAAACGAUCGACACUCUGCGCCGAAAGAUUCCUUCCUUGCUCUUCGCGUAUUAAUCACGAUAUGUGUGUGAUCCUUGCGAAUAAAAUAUAAAUGAAACAAAAAAAAUAAUAAUUAUUGUGUGUAGGAAGCGAGACGAUCGUGUCGACGAUGCGUCGGCGAUACGUUUUCCUUUUUUUUUUUUCUGUUUUUUUUUUUAUUCUUUCUCUUUUGUAAAAUAGACAUAUCGCGACACAUACUCCUCGUCCACGAGCUAAAACAUUUUGUAAGUCAUUGUUUUUGUUUUUAAAUAAUCACCCUGUUCUUUCUUUUCUUUCGUUCCUUUGUGUAUAAUAUAUAGAACUCUCGUUGAACGGAUAGCUUAGGAUAGUGACAUAUCGGAUAUUUUAGAAAUUGUGGAAUGUGAUUGCAUCGAUCGCAUUUGAAAAUUGCCCUACUAAUGUUAGAAGAGCAACUGCCUGUGGGCAGAAAGAAAAAAGAGGAAAAGAGAGAGAUAGAGAGAGAGUUUGGGGGAAGAGCUUUUGAACAGACCGAAUUCUCGAUCGCGACGCGUCAAAAUUUUCUCAUAGAAAUAAUCAUGCGCGCAUUUUUUUUUUAACCAUUUCCUUUGUCCGCACUCUACUACGUGCAUAUUUUUUUAAUUCGAAUGCUUUGACUUAAUUUUUGUUUUAAUAGAAGACCAAGAAAAUAUUCAAUUCACUUUUUUUUUUGUUUUUUUUUUUUUGUCAUUUUCCGAAUAAAUCGUUGAACUCUUACAAGAACGUUUUACUUGAUGAUAUAAGGAAAUAAAAUUUCCUAAUAAUAAAUAUUAAUUAUCGAUUCGAAAUAAAAAUGAAAUCGUAACUUUACAGUCGUAAAUAAAUAAAUAAGUAAGUAAGUAAAUAAAUAAGUAAGUACCUUUGUCGGUCGUCCCAACCACAACUCCUCAUUGUACAUUGCUUUUGAAAUGUUACGUUUUAGUCCCAGAAUGUUAUUUUUAUAAAUAAAAAAAGGUAUAUAUAUAUACAUAUAUAUAUAUAUGUAUAUGUAUGUAUAUGUAUGUAUACAGUAACAUGAUGUUCUUGAACGAAAAGAAAAGAAAGGACACACGGGGAUGGUUGCGUAUACGUGCGUGCGUGCAUGCAUGCGUGCAUGUAUGAUGUAUGUAUGUAUGUAUGGAAGUAUAUAAGCGUGUGCGAAUAAGUAUGUAUAUGUGUAUGUUUGCGUUUGCGUACUAUCGAACAAAAAGGGACAGAUAGUUACGCGUGUAUGUGAUGAUGUAGGCGAUAUAAAAGCCAAUUUUCCAAGCGAAUGGAAAAAUCGCUAAUGAAAACUUAGUCACUGUUUUUUACUAUUUUUUAAAGGAAACUUAAGUGUCGUAAUAAAAAAAAAAAACGUGUUAAUAAUACGUGUAAAAAAA